Brettanomyces nanus is the source of this 1605-nucleotide messenger RNA. RefSeq lists its product as uncharacterized. Lineage: Eukaryota; Fungi; Ascomycota; Pichiomycetes; Pichiales; Pichiaceae. Gene Ontology annotation, cellular component: fungal-type vacuole membrane; TORC1 complex. The transcript is spliced from 2 exons. Gene Ontology annotation, biological process: TOR signaling. The record is from RefSeq and is a predicted model, not a curated record. Bases 1 to 1605 code for a protein of 534 amino acids.
AUGCCUCACGUUCACACAAUCUCACAUGGAAGGUCAUCCACGUCUCUUAAGGAUGAGGGCCAGCCAAAAAGAAAGUUGAAACAGUUUACGGCGGGUAAGUUAAUACGGAAUAGCUCAUAUGGUAAGCUUUCCAGAAUAAGGUCUACUGAGUCAUGUGCUGGACUGGGUGAGCUGACUCCUUCACAUCCAAACGGUGCAGGGCCUCAAGAAAAGCCGAAAUUUGGAAGGUCAAAGUCAAGUGGAGAUGUUCUAAAACUUCCAAAGUCUUCUGUUAGGCUAGGAUCCCUGACUAAACUUUUGGCAUCUCAUAGAAACAAAAUAAUCAUAGAUUUAACGCAUGCGGAUGACAGCUCACAAGAGGAAUCUAGCGAGACUGAAAGUGAAUCCAGAGAGGCGAGUAAGUCUGGAAAAUACGGAAAGCCAAAAACCCACAAAGGAGAACCACAACCGGCACUAGAGUCGGAACCAGAAGAAGUAGAGUCAUUUGAUGACGAUGUUAAAGUGAUAGAGGGACCUACUGAGAGUGCAAAGAAAGAUCUUCCUGACACUUCGUCUUAUGAUGCAACUUACUUAUUGUCACAGUCUACGGGUCAGCAGAGACAGGUGCCAAGGAAGGAGGCCUCUAAUGUGGAUAAUCCAUACAGAAACAAUUAUACAGUGAGUGAAACGAGCGUUGCCAAUGAUGCUACAACGAUGCAGAAACGCAGCAGCAGCUCAUCUCUCAUCUUCCAACAAUCAGGGUUGAACUUAGCUGGAGCAUACAAUGGGAGUGUGAACCCUCAAACUAGCCUUCUGCGAUCACAACAGUUCCACAAAUUUAUGGAUCCCAAAGACCUAAGAGAUGUUCGUGAAGUCGGCGAUCCGAGGGUAUCACACGACUUAAGAGAUCACAGAGGAUUGCGGAAGUCGAGUACAGUAUCCAUGCAUCAGGCAAUAACAGCAAGAAGAGAUCAGCAUAACGAUAAAACUGGCUCUAUCACUAACACGGAAUUUCAGAAACCUGUUGAAGAUGCUUUUGCUAACAAUUUCAACUCCUAUUUGUCUACUGCACAGCCGAAACUGGAGACGAGAACCCAACAGAGACUUUGGUUACAAAGAGAAAACCUUAAUUCCUUGGUAGACUUGUCAGAUUCUAACAAUCCAUUCACAACGAACCUCACUCGAAUGGAGUAUGAAAAACUAUCCAGAGAGUAUCUCAAUAUUAGACGGUUUCGUAAUCCAGUGUUCAAAUCCAUUGUUAAAAUUGACAACAUCCCUGGAGUGGAUAUUAAGAAGAGCAUUGGCGAGAGCACCAAAUCAUUUGGCGACUUUAAAGCUUAUGAAGAUAGAAUUGCUGCUUUGUGGAAGAAGAACAGUCAAGAUUUUUUCUCAAGCAGACAGGAAGAAAUUCAAAAAGCGUCUGUAUCAACAUCAAUCAACAGUGUGGUAGGAACACCUCAGAGGAGUAUGUACUAUAAGCAACAGCCUCAUCAGAACCAACAGAAAACUCAGCAAUACUCAACUGUGCCAUUCAAUAGGCUACCGCAACAAUUCCAGCCAACAACCAGGGCACAGCAGAAAGUGACCAAGUCAUCAUCAUUGAGUUUAGUUAACUUACAAAACUAA